Populus euphratica (Euphrates poplar) is the source of this 543-nucleotide messenger RNA. RefSeq names its product E3 ubiquitin-protein ligase ATL59-like. Bases 1 to 543 code for a protein of 180 amino acids. Gene Ontology annotation, biological process: protein ubiquitination. NCBI's taxonomy places the organism in Eukaryota, Viridiplantae, Streptophyta, Magnoliopsida, Malpighiales, Salicaceae. The record is from RefSeq and is a predicted model, not a curated record. The transcript has a single exon. Gene Ontology annotation, molecular function: ubiquitin protein ligase activity.
AUGGGGUUCUCCUUUGUUGCAGUGAAGAUGCCAAAAUGUUUUGGCCUCCAAUUUCUUCUAGAGUUCGUAACUUUCAUCAAGUUGUUGUUUCUAUUGACUCUCAGCAAUCUACUUAUGUCCAGGACACUUCGACAACCUUAUAAUACUGAUCAAGAUCAACAUCCCACAGAGGAUUAUGUUCUUGUAAUGGGUGAACUAAGUCCAUCACCGAUUCCAGUCCCAGUUUCCGUCCUAACAAGGCUGAUCAAGAAGAAGCUUCCAGUGAUGACAUUCAGCAGCUUGCUUGAAAGGUUAGUGAAGAAUGAAGAUGAUCAAGAGAGCAUGUGUCCUGUCUGCUUGGAUUGUAUUCAGGAAAGAGAUGAAGUCAGAGAACUAUGCAACUGUUCUCAUGUGUUUCAUAUGAAGUGCCUGGAUAGUUGGGUGGAUCAAGGCCAGGUUACCUGCCCAACUUGCAGGUCCAUGCUGUUUCCAAAGAAAAUGGAAGCUGCUGAAAUGUUUAUAGUUGCUCAUGAUGAUUCGGCCAUGGUCGAGCAAGUUGGCUAA